CCGUUCACCGGAAGUAGAAUGUAACUAUUUUAGCUUGUGCUGUCCUUCAGUAGCUUGUCUCAGGCGGACAUUCUUUUUCCAUUAAAGCAUCUUUUUACUGAAAUAUAUUGGACACUUCCGGAUAUUUAAUCUGACCGUGACGGUGCAGUGCACGUUCUCCAGAUGCCUGACAAACCUCUGGCUCCUCUGGCCAAGAAGCUCUUCAAGGGGAUCAUAGUUCUGGAGCUGCUCGGGCUCUUCGGGGCCUACGACCUCUACCAGAGGAUGAACACCAGCCAAGAUUUCAGAAACACCAUGAACAAGAGGUUCCCGUCAGUCCUGGAAGUUUUUUAUUGCUCCAAUGAGAUGGCCGGGGUCUACGGGAUCCGGGAGAGGGACCACGAGGACUGGUCUGCCAAACACAACUGAAGGAGU
This is a messenger RNA of Nematolebias whitei (Rio pearlfish), 414 nucleotides long. RefSeq names its product protein CEBPZOS-like. The transcript is spliced from 4 exons. The record is from RefSeq and is a predicted model, not a curated record. Lineage: Eukaryota; Metazoa; Chordata; Actinopteri; Cyprinodontiformes; Rivulidae. The coding region runs from base 163 to 408 and encodes 81 amino acids.